UCUGAAUUGGGCUUUUUACGGGAAUGGAUAAUAAAAAAGAGAGAUGCUCGAUCUCCCCAAAUUAGAGUAAACCCUAAUCGUUUCUUCUGUAGCUUUUUUUCUCUCUCUCUCUGUUGAAGAAGAAGAAGAAGAAGAAGAAGAAGAAGAAGGGGAUCCAAAGAACCUUGAGUGUGUGUGUUUGUCGUCUCUUGACUUGUAGUAUUUUUUUCUCUCGUGAAUCUCUCUCUUUGUCUGUGAUUUCUUCGGCGAAGAGAGACAUAGAUCGGAUAUGGCGGCUGAGAAUACGGGUGCGAAAUCGAGCCCCGGUGCGGAUUCUUACGUCGGGAGCUUGAUUAGUUUGACGUCUAAGAGCGAGAUCAGAUACGAAGGGAUCCUUUACAAUAUUAAUACAGAUGAAUCUAGUAUCGGACUUCAAAACGUUCGAUCAUUUGGAACUGAAGGAAGGAAAAAAGAUGGUCCGCAAGUUCCUCCAAGUGAAAAAGUUUAUGAGUACAUAUUGUUCCGUGGAACUGAUAUCAAGGAUUUGCAAGUCAAAGCUUCUCCACCAGUUCAGCCUCCUCCACCUACUAUAAAUAAUGACCCUGCUAUAAUUCAGUCUCACUUCCCUGGCCCGAUUCCAACAUCUGGUAGCUUGCCUUCUACCGCGAGUGGGUCACUGCCUGACAUUAGUUCUCAUAAUGGACAACCUGGACAACACGGGAUGGGAUUUCAAAACACAAUGCCUUUGUAUCAGCCUAGUGGAAAUCUUGCUUCAUGGGGAGCAUCGCCACAACCGCCAAUGUAUUGGCAAGGAUUCUACACCCCACCUCCCAGUGGCCUUCCCCAAUUGCAUCAACAGUCUCUGAUUCGACCCCCUCAUGGGCUGCCAAUGCCCAAUUCUCUGCAGCAACCCCUGCAAUAUCCUAACUUUAAUACCCCUCCACCUACUGGUCCAUCAAAUAUGCAGGGUUCGAGCUUGCCAGAACCACCCUCGUCAUUAUUUCCUUUUAGUACUAGUUCUCAAAUUCUAGCACCUAGUUCAUUGCCUUUCCCUGCUCUACCACCUGUGACGCUGUCGUCAAGCCUGCAAUCUACACUGCAAUCAGCACCAUCUCCUUCACUAGCUUCAGAGAUGGCACCUCCGUUACUCUCGAACAAAGCUCCUAUUACUGCGCCUCCUACCCUACCGCAGGAUACUACUGUGCUUCCCUUUUCUUUAUCAACCACUAGAGCCACAGAAGCAAGUCCUGGCCUUUCAUUGCCUAACAAGUCUAGUGUAGUUACUGGUCCAAUUUCUCAGCCGCAGGCAACACCAUUAACAUCUGCUCCUGCUGCUGGAGUUUCUAGUUCCAAUAGCCAAGAUAAGCCAAAACCUUUGUUGGUUACUCCUGGCCAACUGCUGCAGUCUGGAUCCUCUGCAGUCUCUUUGUCCCCACCCUCUACAAAUGCAGAUAAAGAUGUUGAGGUGGUUCAAGUAUCAUCAUCAGCUGGGUUGGAACAAUCUGUUCCAGUUACAUCCGAAGCCCAACCUCCAAUACUGCCAUUGCCUUCCUCUGCGAGGCCAACUCAGAAGCCAAACGGGCAUUCUUUCCCAACUCAUAAUGGUUACAGGGGACGUGGAAGAGGAAGAGGAAGAGGAGCAGGGAGAUCACACCAGGUAAUGAAGUUCACUGAAGAUUUUGAUUUCACCGCGAUGAAUGAAAAGUUCAACAAGGAUGAAGUAUGGGGUCAUCUUGGGAAGAGUUCUACCCUUGAUGGUGAUGAAGAUGAUGAUUCCCCGAUUGUAGAUGAGGCUGAGCUGCCUAAGAUCGAUGUCAAACCUGUUUACAACAAAGACGACUUUUUCGAUAGCCUCUCAUCAAACAACAUUGACCGAGAGUCCCAAAAUGCAAGGCCUAGGUUCUCAGAGCAAAGAAAACUAGAUACUGAGACAUUUGGUGAGUUCUCGAGAUUCAGAGGAGGUCGAGGAGGGCGUGGUGGUUAUGGUCGAAACGGUUAUUCACGGGGUGGUUAUGGUGGCCGUGGUUAUGGCGGUUAUGGUGGCCGUGGUGGUGGCGGCGGUGGCUAUGGAUAUGGUGGGCGUGGCCAGGGGAGAGGCGUAUCAAAUCGUACUUCCUAAAAAGGUCUGCUAUAAAGGGUUCUAAAGACUCAAGAAACCCAGUGGGAGCUCGUGCUUUCGGUAUGUGUGGCAAUAAAACAAAAAAAACCAUGAGUCUUGUGUAAUGUUUCUGUUAAACCCCCUUGUGUGGUUUUCGAGUGUAUCAAUUUGAUUUCGGAUCUUUGUUUUAAGACUUGGUAAUAGCGUCUUUCUUCUUAUAUUCAAUCAAUGUUAUUUUGCACUUUUGUA
Messenger RNA from Camelina sativa (false flax), 2326 nucleotides. Its product is annotated as protein decapping 5. Lineage: Eukaryota; Viridiplantae; Streptophyta; Magnoliopsida; Brassicales; Brassicaceae. The record is from RefSeq and is a predicted model, not a curated record. Gene Ontology annotation, cellular component: P-body. Gene Ontology annotation, biological process: cytoplasmic stress granule assembly; P-body assembly. Gene Ontology annotation, molecular function: mRNA binding.